AUGACUGAACACAACAAUGCUGUGACUGAGCACAGCAACGAGAUUAAUCAUAGCAACAACAUGACUGAACACAACAACACUGUGACUGAGCACAGCGACAACGAGACUGAUCAUAGCAACAACAUGAUUGAACACAACAACGCUGUGACUGAGCACAGCGACAGGCAGUUGGAAGGGGAUCUGGAGACGCUGGCGCUGGUCACCUACUCCUCCCUGUGCCUGUCCAUGCUGGCUCUCCUCCUCACCGUCCUGGUGCUCUCCUGCCUCCGAGGCCUCAAGUCCAACACCAGGAGCAUCCACUCAAACACAGCGGCGGUCAUGUUGCUGUCUGAGCUGGUCUUUCUUCUGGGCGUCAAUCAAACCGAGCAGCAGUUCCUGUGUACAGUUGUUGCCAUCCUGCUGCAUUACUUCUUCAUGUCCACCUUUGCUUGGAUGUUUGUGGAGGGCCUCCACAUUUACCGUAUGCAAACGGAGCAGCGCAACAUCAACUACGGCGCCAUGAGGUUCUACUAUGCCAUCGGCUGGGGCAUCCCUGCCAUCAUCACAGGCUUGGCAGUGGGAUUGGACCCAGAGGGUUAUGGGAACCCAGACUUCUGUUGGAUCUCCAUCAAUGACAAACUUAUCUGGAGCUUUGCUGGUCCCAUCGGCAUCGUCAUACUGCUGAAUGGAGGGAUUUUCACGUUUGUAGCCAAGAUGUCCUGUAACCCCUCUCAAAAGGAGACCAAGAAACUCCCCGUCAUUGCCACCAUUCGCAGUGCCUUCCUGCUGUUGCUGGUCGCGGCCUCCACCUGGCUGUGUGGUCUGAUGGCUGUCAAUAACAGCAUACUGGCUUUCUACUACAUCUUUGAUGUCCUCUGCCUUGUACAGGGUUUGUCCGUAAUGCUGGUGUUCAUCGUAUUCAACUCCGAGGUUCAGGAGGCCUGGAAGGUCACCUGUUCGGGUAAGAAGAGUCCUGGAGAUGACCCACCAAGACCGGUGCAGAACACUGCUCAAAACCCAUAUCACAACACGUCUCUGCUGGAGCAGAGCGGUCUUCACCGCAUCACCCUGGGAACCUCCACCAUCUCCUCCGUCAGCUCUGCCAGAGAAAACCUCUUGGCUCGUCAGACUCUGGAACAAGCCAUCGGCCACACGGGAGCCACAGACCUGGAUGUGGCCAUGUUCCACAGAGACGGAGGUGAGGACUCGGACUCAGACUCGGACCUGUCUAUGGAGGAGGAACGCAGUCUUUCCAUCCCUUCCUCCGAGAGCGAGGACAACGUCCGUCUCCGUGGACGCAUCCAGCGGCGAUUCAAACGCAGCAACCACAGCGAGCGCCUGCUCACGGAGCCCGCCCACAACGGCACCAAAGACCUGGAUGGGAAUGACCUUCUGUCCUAUUGGCCGGCAUUGGAGGAGUGCGACACCAUGCAGAAGUGGGGGUCAGAGCACCCCCUGGGGGUGGAUUACAGCAAGGACGCUGCUAACAACAACCAGUCCGACACAGCGCUGACUAGUGGAGACGAGAAUGGCCCCACAGAACCACACAGACACCGCAAGGGUAUCCUGAAGAACCGCCUCGGCUGUCCACCAACAAUCCAGGGUCUUUCAACCAUGGGCCGGGCCCCCAGUGAGCUUAACUGGUACCGAACGUCGACUCUGGGCCACCAUGAGGUUCCUGCAGCAUCUUAUGGUCGCAUGUACUCGGCCACAGCGAGCGGAGGUACAGGCUCCCUCUCCCAGCCGGCAUCACGCUACUCCUCCCGGGAGCACCUGGACUCGCUGGCCCGGAGGCAGCUGUCCAGGGAUCCGUUAGGGAGGCAAACAGUAGGAGGGUCAAGGGACCGACUGGACUCCCGGGGCUCCAGGGACAACCUGGAUCUCUUACCCAGAAGGAGAGAGCUCGGGCUGGUGCAGGGUGUGGGGCUGGGUGGUUUGGGGUUGGAUCAUCCACGAGUCUCAUUAUCCAGGGAGAACUUGGCAGGUUCCAGAGACAGACUGGACAACCAUCGUAUAGGCAGCGCCCACACCUCUCGAGAGGACUUGAGUGGGAAUGGAGGAGCUGUCGGAGCAGGAUUAGAGGGCUACCUCAGCGGAUCCAGGUCCCAGUUCAACUCACUAACUCGACGACACGCGUCCUCCCGGGACCACCUAGGGGGGACGCUGAUGAGCAGUCGGUCAAGAGAGCAGCUAGAGACCACCGGAGGAGGCGUGGCUUCCGGGGCUCAGCCUUGUCGGGAGUGGCUCCGCUCCCUGCCUCCUCGCCAGCCCUCCCACCCAGACCAGCCUCCCUCCUCCUCCCCGCCGCCCCCCAUCUCAGAGGAGCCUCAGCAAGAGCAGCUCCCCCCACCCACUCACAUUCGGGGACGACUGGACUCUGCACCUUCAUGUAGGUACCCUGCCGCCCAGGGGGCAGCCACACAUCAAAACGCUGUGGGUCGACAGCCAUCCAGUGAGCACUUGGAUAUCCUGUCCUCCAUCCUGGCAUCAUUCAGUUCCAGCACCCUGACUCCGCCCCCUGCUGCCUCUAACCCUGGGCCCGGCAACUCUACUCAUGGACCAUCUCCCUCCCCACCUCACUCUCUCACCUCCCACAGCAUUUCUGAAGUCUCUCCUGACUCAGAAGCCAACAGAAAUGAAGGACAGUCUUGAUGACAGCCUCCAUAUCCCAUUAUGCAUUGCAGCAGUGCUCAGGCCAUUUGGGACCAGGUCAAAGGUCACAGAUGAUCCUGACAUACUGGUGCACUCUGGGACACUGGAGCAGAGGAGACAGAAGUGAGACGAUGAAGGACGGCUCGUUCCGUGUAAACAGUUUGUUUGAUUGUUUGUUUGUUUUAAGAAAUUCCGACUGCCAACGAGCGUCUUUAGAUGCUUCUCUGGACCAGAAUGUCUGCUACCUAAAAUCUCCAACAGCGUCUUCAUGAACUCAAAUAUCAGCCAAUCAAGAUGACUUUAAAAAAAAAAAAAAAACUGUAAAUAACGUUUUGGUUUUGGUUUUUUUUUAUACAAUUUUGUAUCUUUUUCAUUGGCGAUGAAGAAGAAAUUUCUUGUGGCAUUUUCUUUUUUAGGAUUGUGUCUGUGUGCGAGGUCGGGCGGG
Messenger RNA from Thalassophryne amazonica, 3076 nucleotides. Its product is annotated as cadherin EGF LAG seven-pass G-type receptor 3-like. Gene Ontology annotation, molecular function: G protein-coupled receptor activity. Lineage: Eukaryota; Metazoa; Chordata; Actinopteri; Batrachoidiformes; Batrachoididae. Bases 1 to 2631 code for a protein of 876 amino acids. Gene Ontology annotation, cellular component: membrane. Gene Ontology annotation, biological process: adenylate cyclase-activating G protein-coupled receptor signaling pathway; cell surface receptor signaling pathway. The record is from RefSeq and is a predicted model, not a curated record. The transcript is spliced from 13 exons.